Messenger RNA from Cooperia oncophora, 333 nucleotides. The record is from the annotation of a GenBank genome assembly. Lineage: Eukaryota; Metazoa; Nematoda; Chromadorea; Rhabditida; Trichostrongylidae.
AUGGGAGCUCCGGAAAAUCCCGAGCUGCACACCUAUGACGGAGAGUAUCGCGGUACUCCCUCAAAAGGAGAUGUACUUAUACCAGACUUUUCCUACCGUGGACCACCUACAACUACCACAUACAUUGAUAGAUGCGUAACUAAAUUCAUCACAGCCCUACUUUGGUUCUGGGUCACUUACCACAUGUACUACCAUUCAGGGCAUAUAUUUGGACAUUGGUACAUGCCAUAUCUGCAUGAAUUUUCCGAUGAAGAAUUGGGCAUAGCUCCUGAUUCCGAAGAAGAUCCGGAAUAUUGGGGUAAUCACGGAAAGAAGUAUGGAACGUACCGUUAA